Molecule: messenger RNA, 11063 nt
Organism: Amoebophrya sp. A25
Lineage: Eukaryota; Dinophyceae; Syndiniales; Amoebophryaceae
Source: the annotation of a GenBank genome assembly
GCUAAUACUUCUUGUUCUACCUAGUGAAUGUUCAAAAAAAUAACACCUAUGUGAACGUCAUGAGCACAAGAACCCGUUGUGUCCCCCUUGGUCUACCUCUUUCCCCGCCGACUUUAUGAAACACUGCGACGCCCUUUGGCAGUCUGCACUGAACUUUGUGCGACGAGAUUAGCUGUAUCUAUGUGUAUACUAGCUGAGCCUCCUAAUGAAAUAAUAAGACGCCACUAUGCUUGUGUUACAGAGGUGGGCGACAUGAUCCUGAAGAUGUGAACGUGGUUGAUCCCCUUUGCACAACUAGUAGUUUACGAUAUUCAUACUACUACCACAUAAACCUCUACAUGAUGAAAUACCAAGAAUCAAAAGCAAUAUCACGUUCAUGGCGUCGUUCAUCUGAUUCUGCUAACCACGCACCUGGUUCCAUCAGGACCGCGGACCGGUCAUGCUUUCCAAGAAUUGGUGCGGUCGUCGUGGUCUACAUGCAUUAAAAGGUUCAUUUUGGCGUCCGUAAUUAUGAACAACGAUCGCCGCGCGACCAAGAGCAAGAGUUGUUCCAUCAGCGACGACGUCCCCUAGCAACAUCAUUACUACUUGCGGAAGCCGCUCCUGAACAACAUGUUGAAGAUGUUGCACUGGAACAAUAAUAUGUACAGCUUUGUUCGGAGGCUUUCUCUCAUGUUGCUCCUUGGCAACUUGGAGGGUGUCUUAGGUGGAGCAACCUCUCCGUUCGACCCUGAGUGUUUUCAAGCACGUUGUUUGAAUCCAGCAGCAUUUAGUAGUCCACUCACACGGGGGUCUUCAUCAGGUGCAGUGGCCUUUCCAAGUUCUACUAGUUCGGAACCAAGUACGACUGGUCACUCUGACACUGACUUUCCAGAAGCUUCACAUUACAGAGACUGCUUUGAUAGCGUGAAUUCAGCUGGAAGCGCAGUUAAGGCUUGAGGAAAUCCAUCUUCCAAGCAUCUUUUUCCCGUUUAUUUUGAAGAGAAAACGGACACCAAGAAGAUGCUCGCCAGGACGAUGAAUGAUCUCUGCAAGAAGUUCUAACGGUGGAGGAAGCUCCUUGAUGAUAAAGGUAACGGCUGCUUUGAAGGAGAGUUGUUGUCCGGUUAUGCGUGAGUUGGGUUUUUGUUUUGUCACUGAAUGCCUCAUCGGGAAUCGGACGACUCAGUAUGUGUUACCCUCCAUGCGCUAUCAAAGUCAAGAGUACGGCAUCGGCUUGCUAUAUGACUCUGCUUCUCCAGUCAGGGAUUUGAUGCUGCCGAGAGGAACAGGCCACACGACAGGAACACACGACGCAGCGUCAUUGUUUGCAAAUGUGUCCUCUAGAAGUAAAGCGAGUGGAGCAGAAACGGAACCUCCAGAUGGAGGAGGUCAAGAGACUGGCGGUGAUCAACAACAAGAGCCGUUUCCUCGUCAUCGUCAUCGAACUUUAACGACUACAAACAACAAUGCAGAUAAAGAAUAUCUUCGCUUCGAUCCUUUGGCUACGGAGUGGGCCUGCGGUUUUAACCUUGGAAAUCUGAAUGAGCACAGUAGAAUCGCGUUUUCACUGCAGUUCAACACAGAUGCAGAUGGUGGCGCAGCUAGCGAAGAGGCUGUUCGAAGUAAGCUGGCUAGCUCGUGGGCGAAUGAGCUGCGGAGUGCUUUGAUGUCUUUUACGGAAAUUAUGCUGGACGAGAAGUGGUCUGUUCUUUUGGAGAUAAUUUUUGCCCACUGCUGGAGCAACUGGGUCCUCGUGGUCUAGUUCCAUCCUAGCUAGAAGAUAAUGAUUUAAAAAAUUGAGGAAAAAUAUAAUAAAAAAAUUAUAUGAAGAACAUAGAUGCUGUCAUGAACAAGAACAGCCCGUCCACCGCCACCUCUAAUAAGAACCAACAACAAAACGCUAACGCAUCUCCUCCAGAAAAUUCACCUCCAGUUUACGAUUCCACGACAGUGAAGUCGUUCGCUGAUUUUUUUCCGUCCGAUAUGCAAUUUGGAACGUCCUUGCAGUGGACAUUGCGCAGCAUAGAUUCCACGGAUCCUGGCAAAGUAAAUUCGUGGGUGAUUGAUAAUUAUGACCUGUACAUCGUGAUCAUUAUGGUUUUCAUUUUCUGUCGUCGUUUGUCCUUUCUUUGGUCUACAUGUAUGACCUCCACCUUCUUGACCAGCACCAUUAAUAGAAGUAACACAUCAACAAGCGUGUUGCUGAAAAGCAGGAGGUCUUCAUCUAUUCAUCGUCGCCAGCACGUCUUCUAAGUUACCGAAGUGAAUUUCACCCGCAACGCUUACGAGCAAUGGCACCGUGCUGCGUAUCCUCUGGCGAAGAAAAUCACCGAUUUGCUCAAUGCAGCUUGCAAGUCUCCUUCUUCUGAUCCAGAACAACAGGAUAUGAGCUCUUCUUGUCCCCUCUUUUCUGCGAUUUCUAGUGCCAUUGGCGGAGUUUCAGGAGCAAUAUCUCUGGUCGUGACUUGGACUUCCAGCACGGCCUCGUCCAGCACCAGCAGCGCUUCAAUACGUUUGCAUCGCUCUUUGCUCGCCUCAGAAGGCGAACCGUUACCCAGUUGUGAAAGCGACGUGUGCAUGAAUUCGCUCCCUUCGCCAGAGAAACAACAGGAACGCACUACGCAUACAGGCUUCGGACCGUUCCAAAGAGGGUCGGGACCCGCUGACUACCAACCAGGAACACAGUCGUUUGAGAGCUGCUUUGUCACUGCUAGGAAGAACGUUGGAGACCCAAAAAAUGUUCAAGGAGUUGUACCAGAUGAUCCUGAACUGGAAGUUUCCGAUUUCUAUUCCUGUUGUCAAUGGGACGAACAAGCAGAUCCUUUUGUAGCGAAUGCUUUUUCUACUUCCGGUUCGCGCGGCUCGAAGUUGCGGGAAUUUCAGGUGUGCCGUUCAGAAAUUUGCGGUCUAGAUAUGAACCGAGAAGCUGCUAAAAGCAGAAUUGUGGACAGAACAGAGUUCAUCGCAUGGGUAGCGGAGAAGAGUAACGGCACAAGGUGGUAUAAUUAAGGCAACAAGAAAACAAGAAAUCAAGUUGUACGAGCACGAGCUAGCAGAUAAGACUCUUCGUCUUCUAAUCCCACAUGUCUGACGGAAGCGCGUACGAUAAACAUGCGCGUGCCAUAGACCGGGAUUGCCACGUAAACGAAACAGAGAUCGAAGAUGAGGGAUAUCUGCAGUACUAAUAUUCUUCUGAUUGACAUUGAAACUUGAUGUCACGAAAAACGCUCACACGUUUUACCUAAGACAUACAAGCGGCUCCUGUGUAGCUUUACAUAAGCUGGCGUUGUUGUAUUUUGCCGCAUCAAGUUUCAUAACACGACCCCAAACUACAACUCUCGUUCCCACACCACUAACAUCCCCACCACCACAUCCCUCAGCUUGCAGUUUUCGCUUCUUUUCGUCCGUCGCUGUGCUUCUUCCAAUAGAGAUUGCAGUAUUUUGACGGAGCUGAAGCCUGAAGAGGACCGGGUUCUUCAGGAAGCGGCCAUACGUGGUCUCAGAAAUGGACUGAAAGUUAUGCUUUGGUGGAUACUACUACAACUUCGUUCUGGUGUCACUAAAAAGGUUAUUAGUAUUAAAUCUACUGAGAAGUCAAACUCAAAGUCGUUGUUCUUCUCGUUGAUAUGAACAAAUUGAGUGGGUUAGCGAUAUUUAUCGUCUAUUCAGCAUAUUAGAGGGGUCCUCUAGUACGUAUCUUCUUCUCUAAAAAGUACUUCCGGCGGCUGCAAUUUGGAAAUUUGCCUAGUUUAGACGCCUCUAUCGACAAUGCGGAGAUUCAAAUCCGAGACACUGUCCUCACAUCAACCGAGUGGGUUAUGGUACAACAGGGUGACGCUCCAACUGUUAUGGUGGGCGAGCAAAGAAUAGAUUUUUUGAAGAAGGUUGAAAGUACAAAAACUUGUGUAAUGAACGGCCCGCUACGUUUGAAUGGCUAAAAAAGAGGUUCCAUGACAUGACAUACCUUGUUCUAACUCCAGAGGAGCCGCACCAGCACAAGAAGAAGAGCGUGAGGGUAAGCGUGUGAAAUUCACUGUAGGUCUCUGGUUCGACGAAUGGUCUACCCUGGAAAUGCUUACACGCGCGUACACAACGCAUGGAACAGGAGGCAUUGACGAGAUGAAGUGGGAUAUGACGUAAGAAUUUUCUUCUCCGUACAGAUUUUUUUGCAUUGAUUAUUCUUCAAGAAUGUGCUCUCGUGUUUCGAAGAGAACCGCUAGGUUGAUUACCACAUGCUAGUUGCUGCACUGAUUUUUUCAAGAAGAAGAAUGACAGGAGCCAUGAAAUCAUCAACUAAGCUUGCUCGCUGAACUACAUCUUCACUACAACAUCAGAUGUCAAUCAUUUGUAUCUUCUCCCUCACCUUCAUCUUCACUACAGCACUCCCGAACGCAACACGUUUUACCUGAAUGCGAUGCAAGGUGUUUUCAAUGCAGCCAGCACUGGGACGACCGGUGAUAAGAACGAUCAAGACAACAACGCCGACAGCCAUGAUGUCAUGAAUCCAGUACACGAGUUGAAUUUUGAAUAUCAUCAUCAGGCUCGUCACGAAUCAGAUCCAAAAAAUCAGGGAGCUGGUUCCUUGACGUCUGAAUCUGUGCGUCAACGCCGUUUCCUUUACGAGUCAGAAUCGGAUAAAUGCUUGAUGCGACAUUGUUCUGCGUUUGUUGGAGGUUCAGCUGCUGUAUCUGGUACAACUGUACUAGAUGACGAGCCUGACAUGAUGGAUCGUUUACGAGAUGCUGGCUUUCGGCGGAAUCUCUUGAGCUUAUUGGAACCACAUAAUUUUGCUAAUGAGAAGACGUUUGGUGGACCAAGUGGAGGCACAACAGGAGGUGAGGGCCAAUCUUCAGCAGCCCUAACUGGAAACAAAGACAGCGCUGUCUCGGAAUUGAACAAAAUUCGUUUUGACCAAACAGGUUGUUUUGAGAAGGACGACUAUCAAAACACGAUCAGGAUAGAGUCGGAGUGCUGUCCCGGAUGGCAAGCGCUUGCUUAUUGCAUCGAACAACAUUGUGCGGAUUCGUAUGAGGUCCAGAAAAGCGGGUAUGGAGGAUCUGUAGAUGGGAAAUCGCCUCCCAUCUUCGUGGACUGGAGCAAUACUGUUCGACCAGCAGUGCAACAACAAUGUGGGUUGGACACGACUGUAGCGCAUAACAAGAUGAAAUCUGCUUCUACUCCUACUGCUUUUACUGGUAGUGCAACAACUUCUUCGGGAGAACAACAACAUGAUCCGCAGGCGCGUGUCUGGCUUGGAUUUCGCGAACAAUACUAUUGGGGCACGGAUAACCCGCCAUAUCCAAGUGGGGAUCCAGGUGACUACUUCAGAAUCGAUUUUCUGAAACUGUACCGAGACGAACUACGAUUGGAGCAUGGUGUCUCGUUUCCAGACUUGUACAUCCGCGAGCUCGAUGCUCACGUGCCGAAAGCGCCUGGACGUCGCUGUGAUCCGCAGACUGGCUACGGGGUAGCAGAACCGCACGAGGGGGACCAGCAAAGGGGAGACUUGUGUAGACCAGGAGAGGCUGGAACCGGCGAAGCUGAUAUGAGCGAAGAUUUUCGGCGUAGACUAAAGGAUCGUGUGGUCGAAGCAAGAGAUAUUUCUGCACCAUCCUCCAAAUUAAGGAGACACCAGAAAAGGAGACACCAGAUGAAAGCUAGGAGAUCUUUGCCGACUGUAACUUUUUCUGCUAAAAGAAAGAACAUCAGAAAAGCGCUGGUGUCUUUCGUCCAGCAGUCUCCUGAACAACGAAAGCUGGGAACAGCGACAACGGGCGAAGGUCACCCUGGUGACUAUGCCUGUCCGAGUAAUUGCGUUGCUGUCGAUGAAGCGCCAUGGUGCGUCAACGCCUACGACUUCCCAUGUCGAUUCACAGAACGUACUCUACUUUGCUAUUUCGGUCUUGGUACUAGACAUAGAGAUUAUUAAGAUAAUGCAUGAUAAUACUACAUAGAUUUGUCUUUCAGAGAUGAAUGGUUGAUUGAACUCGUCGGUCAUUUGAUCGAAACCGUUCAAAAAAUCCUCCUUCAAACCAUCACCCUCACGACAGCGCCCAUUACCCCAGACGGCGCUGCCACGGGAAAGGGGAAGCCUUACGACGUGCUGUUUGACAUCGAGUAUGUCCUCGGUCCCUUCGAGGAUGAUGCUGCUGCAAAUCGCACUAUUUCCGCAUCACGAGUACCCAACUUGGCAACAACUGGCCUGCCUUUGCCAAAAGCGAGAACCAUCCAAGGCUGGCGGACGAAUUCUAUGUGGCAAUUUAGUCCCUCUGGUUCGCGAUUAGAGGCUGCCUUUCGCCUCAGAGAAGUGGCAGCGUACAAACCGACUCGCUUCGAACAACACUGCGUUCUGAAUGCGACGAAUUUUGUGGGAACAAGCUUCGCUGAAAAUCUACGAGGUGGUGCGAGUACACAGGAGAGUGUGAAAGUUAUGGGAUGAUGGAAUCGAAACAACAAACUGAAGUCUGCUGGUUGUAGUUUGUACUUCUUAGCACGUCCUACAGUGUGUGUGUGUGUGAUCAUCUUCACGACGCGAGAAAUAUGAGGAUUUUUCUACUGCUUCAGUAUCAGUCCUGUCUUCUAAGCAAAGCCCCCUUGAAUUCUACCAUAACGAUUGCUGGAGCGAGGUCACCGCUAUCGACCAAGAAGAUGGCGCUGAAGAAAGAAUGCGCUUCGAAGCCAAGUGUUGUCCCGCAGUCACGCAUUUUGGUACCUGUCAAGCGGAAUUGCCGAUGAGCGAUCGUUUGGCAGUAUUAUGGCGAUAAUCAUGGCGGAUGUCACAUUAGCACUCCUUUAUUUCCGUUUGGAACUCGUCAGGAGUUUCAUGACCAACUAUCUUCACGGUCCCUCCCCAUCCUCUAACAACCUGGCAAAAAGAAGCGAUCGAACAUUCCUGCCACUACAGUCUAGAUCACAAGAGACUGAAAGCACGCUUCAAAGGUGGCGAUAUCCGUGUCCACAUAAUGGAGCCUUUCUCGGCAGAAGAUGCUGCAAAUAGCAAUACGGAUUUUCAAGUGGCAAUCCACGAAGCGUUGAUCGAUACUCUGCGCAGUUCUUCGGAACUCAUGGGAGGUCAAAUGUGGAAUGCCGGAACUGUGGGGAGUGCUUGUGGAAACCCACAACAAGGGAGUGCUGCUGGAGGUGGAGAAGGAGUCAAAGCAGUCAACGUGACCUCUCUCCUCACGUUGAGUCGUCCUUGUCCCAGCUGCAUGGUUGAACUUUACCUGAAUUACACUCUCGAAUCUCUCCACCCAGACGCAACACAAACCUUCCGAACCUUCAACCAACGUUAUGCCGGAAUCGGCAAGAAAGAAUACUCGACUUGGUGGCUGAAUGACAUGAAAGCGAGGUUAACCGAUCAUCCGCGAAUGGCGGAAUAUAGAGGGAUGGUGGAUACGUUACAAGUCCCUGAGGAAUAUGUGAUGCCAGAGGCCAAUUCCGCUGGAGGCAUGACCGUUGGCCGCUAUUGGACAGUGCAAACAGAAAUUACUGACCUGCUGUCAACUCCCUCGUCGCGAUGUUUCUACGCUCACUGUGAAGGAGUCUUGCGUGAUGUGGCGAUGCCACGGAUGCCUGUGUCGACCUUUGAUGCUGGCAGUGCCUGGAGGUACAGAGUAUGGGAGAAUUGUGUGCAUAUGCGAGACUCUUGGGAUGACCGUGACCCUCAAGGAACACACCGAAUGUCCUUUAACUUUCAUUACGGCGGUUUGUAGUUCUUCUCUUUCACCUUCACGUGAACGACAACGAUUUUCCUCUGUUCUUGUUGACCUCUUCUUCUUCUAAGCUCAGCCUCAGUGUUGUGAAUUCGUUUCGCCGAUUGUGUCCUGUCUCCGGGAACACUGCCCUCAUUACAAGGAUGACGACCCGCGAUAUCGGUUGUUUGCUGAGAGUGGUCGGGAAAGACGAAUCGAGUUUCCACCACCUAGACAAGCAGAACAUCACCACGAAUCGUCGUCAUCACAGGAGCAGAACAGCAGAUCAUUGCAACAAGUUGAGGAGUCAUCGUCUCCUUUUAAGGCUGCUCAACAUCUUGACUAGAUUAUUAGGAGUAUUUUUAGAGAACGAAGAGGAAGUGGUCAAAGUCGUACGCUACAUUGACUAAAUACAUUUUUUUACAACUACAUGAGUGACUCAGUCUGCGUCCAUCUUCAGCCCUCUAAUCCAUCUCCUCUACGUCCUCCAUCUGGAACUCUCUAAUCCAUCUCCACCUCCCGGCGAUGCAUCUUCCUCUUCCUCUUCCUCUCCCGCGCCUCCAUCUGGAACUACAAACAUCUUUAUCGUACGAAUGAUCUCGAAUCCUUUUUUCUCUGUUCCAGACCACUUAGCACACGUGGAACAGAGCUGUGGGCUCAACCUUGCUUCUGGCAUAGCGGAGUCUCGUUUCUGGCUUGCAGGAGAGCAAGUUUUAGAGCUGGAUCAACGCGGCUGGAUGGUAGGCGCUUUCGGGAAUGCGCAGAGGGAUCCCUAUGCACUGGAACCGAAUUCCAUUUACCCGAUGGGCUUGAACGAAAGUAACCGUACAGGCAGUCUGGCUUCCCGUAUACCAGACGCAUCGCCGGGAGAGGACGUCGAGAGUGACCGCUUUUACCGCUUUUUCCUACACAGGUGGAUGGAACAGACGUUGCAAAAUGCAGGAGUGGUUGAGGACUUUGCACCGUCGCCUAUUUUGAAAGACAAGAUGAACAUCCUCUACGAAGAUGCAGAUAUCGCAGCACCAGUGCAGGUGGUGAUUCCUUUCCCGUUCGCGGCUGCGCAUGGGAAUACAACUUCCAAAACAACUGCUGCCGCUGCACCGUUUGAAAUUCGCAACACUUCGUUGAUGGACGAGUCAUGGCUUCACAUGUCUAGAGAAUACGCUAGGCAAAUGUCUCAGAGUUCUGGCAGUCAGGACCAAAUGCCCCCAGCGUCUUGGUGGUCUCCAUACGAACAGCGCACGGAUGUGUACUUCAACCUCUCAAUCCCGUUUCGGAUUGGUCCAUUCGCCUCAGCGCAAGCAGCACAGGAAUUUCAAAGUAGUACACUGCUUCAGCGCUUACCGCAAUUCGGCUCGUUUGGCUUUGUAGGGAGUAAAAGUGGGACGAUUCCCUCUUCGCAAGGACAAGAUGAAGGUGUGAAUAGUGCCGGUCCUGACAAGAGACGUAGAAGACGAUCUUUAUCAUCAUCAACAUCUUCGCACACUUCUACGUCUUUCAACAACCUCUUCCGUCUCCACUGGCGCAACGCGUUCAUGCUGAAUCUGCGCUUCAUAUCGGAGAAAGCUCCAGAAAGGCUAAGUUGUGGUGCUCGCCAUUGCGUUAGCGAACAGUCCGAAGCUGUCUUGGCCUACCAUCGGUUCGCGCACAUUCCUCUGCAGGACUACCGACAGUGCUUUAGUGGCGACGAACGCGACUUAGCUGCAGGUCGCAGUCAAUAUGCAGCAACAGCAAACUCAGAUCCGAAACUAAGUUUCGACCCUAGCUGUUGUGAGCGGCAUCGCAUCCCCUACGUGGCUCAGUGCGUCGCACACCGAUGUCUGCGGUCUGGAGAUAGCGCAGAUCAUGCUUUUAUCGAGCAGAAAGCCAUAGAGGUCAGCUGUACUGCGCCACCAGUGAAUCCGUUCCAGGACCUAGAAGGGCCAGUGAAAAUCGCUCUGACAGCAACGUUUCAGUUAGAAGAAGAAGAGCAAGCUGGAUCUUCUGGUCUUACAGAAGACUUCAUAAAAACCUUUUUGAUGCCUCAAGGACAGGCGGAAACCGCUGCACGGAGGACAGUGUUGGCUACUUUAGAGGAGUAUCACCCGGAACUUGUAGUUUUAGAUGGUGAUUCAGCAACUAGUACUGCUUCAGCCAUUUCAUCAACAGCACAACGAUUCAUCUCAGGCGACGCUUCAACACAACUUUUCACUCGAUUCGUAGUGGCAGAAGAUAAAAAUGAAGAAUAUGAUCCAUACGCAUACAGCAGUCCAUCUCCUUCUCCUUCAUCAACAACGACGAACAAGGCCCUCAACAUAACCCUCUACGCUGAACUCCGAAACUACUGGGGUCCGGGUUAUUCGUACCACCUCUCGCCACGUCGCGUACGACCGAGAUUCGAAGAGGCAUUGCAAAACCAUCUGGGGUCAGCGAUUCAGUUGUUGUCACAGGGGAAAGUACUUCUUAGUCAACACUCUUCUCCCUCAACAGGUGGAGCCUCUGCUUCAACUUCAUCAGGAGAAUCUCAAUCUGCAUCUACUUUCCGCUUUUUCUCCAUGCCAGAUGGCGAUGGCUUGCGACUUCCUGGUCGCUCUGAGAGCUUCAUGCAAUGUUUCAUGCGAUCCUGUGACACCACGACGCGCUAUCGAGAACUUAGCGCACCUCACGGGUACGAUCUGGGUAGUUGCAUGAAUCCUGACCCUGAGGCUUUCAAUACGGAAACUUGUUGUCCGGUGUUUAAGAGACUGGGAGGGUGCGCUUUGAGUCGAUGCGCCAGCGUGGACCCUAUGCAAUUCGAGCAGGUGCUUGCGGCGUCACGGCAGAUCUGUAGCUUUUCGGCGAGUUCAGAUCCUAAAACGGGAUUGGUGACGAAAUACGAAAUACGGGCACGAGUUCAGAUACAAUAUGACACUAGUAGUAGCACAACUAGCACUUCUUCCAGUUCAGCUGAGGCAUCUUCUUCACCAUCACCAUCUUCUCCGGGAAUAAUACCCGAAAGUAGUUUACCCGGUGGCCAGAACUGGUGGUGGCGAAAAGCUGAGAUGCAGUCCUCUACUAGCUCUUCCCCACCGACUUCUGCACAGGAGCAUUCACCAUCUCCUCAGGAAAUCACAGGAAGGUAUCACGACUUCACUGAGUCUCUUGGAAAGCACUUUUUCAGCUAUCUGCAGGCAAAAGUUGCAGAGAGGACAAGGGGCAUGACUAUGACGCAGUCAGAUAGUACUAAAAGGACGAGGAGGACAGAGAGUACUAGUAGGAGAAGUAGUGCAGCAGAUCCUCAGAACAACAGACUGUUGUCAUCAACAACUCCAGGUAGCCUGUUGCCCUCAGAUCGUAACGUGACAAUACGUCGGGUGCAAUUGUACGAUAGGCCAGCUAAUGUGUUUGCGGUCUCAGGAACAUCCUCACAAU